Centropristis striata (black sea bass) is the source of this 473-nucleotide messenger RNA. RefSeq lists its product as uncharacterized. The coding region runs from base 60 to 473 and encodes 137 amino acids. The transcript is spliced from 4 exons. NCBI's taxonomy places the organism in Eukaryota, Metazoa, Chordata, Actinopteri, Perciformes, Serranidae. The record is from RefSeq and is a predicted model, not a curated record.
AAAGUUUAAUGUACAAUGUUUAUAUUUUUAAUAGAUAGUUUCUCUUGACAGACAACAGGAUGGAAAUGUUGAAUCUCAACUGCAAACUGAUAAACUUCAUCCAUCAUUUAAAGCAGCAGUGCAGUCUGGACUUGAAAGAUCCUGCAGAGUGUGUGGAGCUGAUGGACAGCAGUGGUAGACUGAUGAACCUGGAGGGGAAGCAGCACAGUGUGGCACUGGCCAGCAGCGUGCUGGUAGAGAGGCAAUGCUACGUCCUCCUCCGAGUAUGCCGAAAUAAGGAUAAUGGAGGUCUGAAAUAUGAGUCUCUUCUAAACAACAUCAGCCAGAGUCAUCCAGAGUUAACAGAGCUGCUGGAAAACCUGUCGAACCCUGAGAAGGAGAGAGACAGAAAGAUCAGAGGACGGACAAAGAGGAGCAGUCCUGCUGAACAAACUAAGAGCAAAAACUUUUCUGCUAAUAAGAAACUUUUUUAA